AUGGGGCCAAGCUUCCAUGGCGACGAUCCCCCCCUCGGGCCAUCAUCUUUUCCCUACCCCCGAACCCCUCCCCUCCGGGCCCUGCAGCCUCCUUCUCUACCGUGCCCUUUCGCCUCCCUUCCUUGCUCCUUGCUCGACGGCCUUGUCCUCGUCCCAUGUUGGAUAAAGUGCCAGGAUCAGCCGACCAACGUCUUGCUCCGUCACAGCCUCCCUGCUUCCGUGGCGACGACGGCUCCGACGACGACGACGACGACGACGACGACGACCAUCACCAUCGCCGCCGCCGCCACCAUCCACGACACUUGCGCACGUAGCCGCGCGGUCGGCUCAUCGUUGCCACUCGCCGCGAGAACGGGACCAUUGCCAGCCAGCCGCGCCGACCCGACUGACCGAACGAUGCAGCCCGACGGCGACGCGCCGCCCGUCCAGCGGGAGGGCCGCGAGCAGACGGCGGCCCGCGGGGAUGGGACGACGCCGGCUGGACCGAAAAAGGAGCUCUAUCCCAUGAUCAACUGGAAGUACGACCUGUUCCUCUACGCCGUCGGGAACCUCGUCGACCUCUUCUUCCGCGAGGUCGUCCCGCGCGGAACCUGGAGGGUGCCGCAGUCCGGGCCGGUCCUCUUCGUCGCGGCGCCGCACGCGAACCAGUUCGUAGAUGCUCUCAUCCUCCAGCGAACGCUCCGCCACGAGGCCGGCCGUCGGGUCUCGCUUCUCAUCGCCCAAAAGUCCGUCCACGGCUUCAUCGGCUGGGGCUCGAGGCAGGUCGGCUCCGUGCCCGUCGGUCGUGCCCAGGACGCCGCGAGGCCGGCGACGGGAAAGAUUUACCUCCCCGACCCCGUCCACGACCCGACCCUCGUCCGCGGCGUCGGCACCCGCUUCGGCGAGGGCGAGGGCGAGCUGCAGGGCAUGCUCUUCCUGCCGGCCGGCAAGAACACGACGGGCGCGAGCGUCGACAUCGCCGAGAUCGUCGGCCCCGACGAGAUUCGCCUCAAGCGACCGUUCAAGGGCCGGCUCGCCAUGCAGCAACUCACGGGCCGCGACGACAUCGAUGACGAGGGCCGCUUCACGAACCCGAAGCUGCGCGGGCCGGCCCCCGGCUACGAGGGCACCCGGUACAGGCUCGCGCCCCACAUCGACCAGACCAAGGUCUACGAGGCCGUCUUCGCCCGCCUGCGCAACGGCGGCUGCGUCGGCAUCUUCCCCGAGGGCGGCAGCCACGACCGGACCGAGCUGCUGCCGCUCAAGGCCGGCGUCGCCAUCAUGGCCCUCGGCACGCUCGCCGAGUCGCCCGACUGCGGCCUCAAGAUCGUGCCCGUCGGCAUGAACUACUUCCACCCGCACAAGUUCCGCUCCCGCGCCGUCAUCGAGUUCGGCACGCCGUUCGAGGUGCCCAAGCACCUCGUCGACCUCUACCGCGGCAACCGCCGGCGCGAGGCCAUCGGCCAGCUCCUCGACACCGUCUACCAGUCCCUGAGCUCCGUCACCGUCUCGACGCCCGACUACGACACCCUCAUGAUGAUCCAGGCCGCCCGCCGGCUCUACAACCCGACGGGCAAGAAGCUGCCGCUGCCCAUCGUCGUCGAGCUCAACCGCCGCCUCGCCAUGGGCUACGAGCGCUUCAAGGACGACACGCGCAUCACCUCCCUCUCGCGCUCCGUCAAGGCCUACAACUCGCAGCUGCGCUACCUCAACCUCAAGGACCACCAGGUCCAGUACGCCCGCAUGUCCAUCCUCAAGGUCUUCUUCCUCCUCAUCUACCGCUCGGCCAAGCUCCUCCUCCUCUUCUUCUGCUCGCUGCCGGGCCUCGUCAUGUUCGCCCCCGUCUUCGUCGCCACCAAGAUCAUCAGCCGCCGGAAGGCGCGGACGGCGCUGGCCGGGUCGACGGUCAAGAUCCGCGGCCGCGACGUCAUGGCCACGUGGAAGAUCCUCGUCGCCCUCGGCCUCGCCCCGACUCUCUACCACUUCUACUCGGUCGUCGUCGUCCUCAUGGUCUGGCACGACCGCUGCUGGGGGUACGUGCCGCCCUGGGUGCCGCUCUGGCUCGUCUACGUCGGCGUCUGGCCCGCCAUGAUCGGCAUCGCCUUUGCCGCCCUGCGCUUCGGCGAGGUCGGCAUGGACAUUUUCAAGUCGCUGCGGCCCGUCGUCCUCUGCCUGCUGCCGACGUCGGGCUUCAGCAUCCACAAGCUCCGCAUCCGCCGCGCCGAGCUGAGCGCCCAGGUGACAGACAUGAUCAACGAGCUCGGGCCCGAGAUGUUCCCCGACUUUGACAAGACGCGCCUGCUGCCGGACGUGACGCGCGUCGAGGGCGCCGGCGCGCAGCAUCAGCCGCAUCAGCAGCAGCAGCAGCAGGCGGCGGCGGCGGCGGCGGCGGCGCGCAAGAGGCGCGACAGCGACCAGUCGAGCUCCGGCUUCGGCUACGACGUCGAGUCGCCGCCGUCGCUGACGCGUCGCAGCACGACGCAGUCGAGCCGGGCGCUGCCGCGGAACGACUCCUUCAGCAACAUCGGCGCCGUCGGCAUCUUCUCGACGAGGCCGCCGUCUCGGUCCCGGAGCCGGUCGCGGUCGAGCAGCGCCGGCGGCGGCCUCGGCUCGAGCGCGUUCCCCAUCAGCGCCUUCACCACCCUCGACUCGGCCGAGGGCUUCAGCGAGGCGAGCCGAAAGAUUCGGGAGGCCAUGAAGGACCGGCGGCGCAGGUCGGAGCGGAUGAAGAUGCGCGCCGGCGGCGACGAGGACGGGGAGAACAGCGACGACGAGUUGGACGAGUACGACGAGGCGCGGAAGAAGAGGAUGUGA
Molecule: messenger RNA, 2793 nt
Organism: Drechmeria coniospora
Lineage: Eukaryota; Fungi; Ascomycota; Sordariomycetes; Hypocreales; Ophiocordycipitaceae
Product: glycerol-3-phosphate O-acyltransferase
Exons: 2
Coding region: 1-2793 (930 amino acids)
Biological process (GO): phospholipid biosynthetic process
Cellular component (GO): endoplasmic reticulum membrane
Molecular function (GO): glycerone-phosphate O-acyltransferase activity; glycerol-3-phosphate O-acyltransferase activity
Source: RefSeq, a predicted model, not a curated record